CUAAAAUUUACGGUUACUGAGGGCGAUACUGAGUUCUAACCUGUCAUAUACUGAGAAAUAAACUAUUCGCCGCUUGGCAAGAUCUAUAUUUUUCAAGGCGCGAAAGAUACUGUUUCUAGCAUAAGUAGAAUUGAUUAGCAACAAUGGCAGUUGUUAAAUCUCUGAAGAUACGCGGCAUUCGAAGUUUUGGCCCGGAUGAUAGUGAUGAACAGGGGAUAUCUUUUGAAAGUCCUCUAACUUUAAUAUUGGGGCAGAAUGGAUGUGGUAAAACCACUAUCAUAGAAGCUCUGCGUUAUGCCAUCACGUCACAAAUGCCACCGGGAAUGGGACACAACGACUGUUUUGUACAUGACCCUAAAGUAAACAGAACGACUGAAGUUUUGGCGCAAAUAAAGCUUAAGCUCCUAAAUUCCAAAAGCAGGAACAUGGAAGUAACAAGGUCUAUGAAGGUUGUAUUACAAAAGAAGAAGGCUUCCUUCCGGACACUAGACUCCUUGCUGUCCAUUACUGAUGAAAAUGGUAAAACCAAGGAUAUAUCUAAAAGAUGCGCUGAUUUGGAUGCAGUACUUCAUGAUGAACUUGGUGUAUCUAGAGCCAUAUUAAAUGCUGUUAUAUUUUGCCAUCAAGAAGAAUCUGGCUGGCCGCUAGAUGAAGGCAAGAAAGUCAAAGAACGAUUUGAUGAAAUCUUUGAUUCAGACAAAUAUAGUAAUUGUUUUGACAAACUAAAAAAGAUCAGAAAGGGAUAUGCUGUAGAAAUUGAUAAACUUGAAGAUAGAGUUAGUCAUCUUGAAGAACUAAAGAAAGAUUUAGAGAACAAGAAAAUGGAUGUCAUUAAUACUGAAACAAAGAUAUCAGAAACUGAAAUUAAACUGUGUGAAAUUAAGAAGGAUCUGAAACCUGUUGAAGAUAAACUAAUGAAGAUAAAAACAUUGGAAAGUGAACUCACAACAUAUGAUUUAAAACUAGAGAAAUUAAAAGUAAGAUUAGAACAAGGACAAUUACGAGAACAAGAAUUAAAGAAAGAAAUUAAAAAUAUUUUCGAAGGUUCUUUGCCGGAACUGAAGGAAAAGAUUCGUAACUAUGAGAGUACAGUAAAGGCCAAACAAAAGGAGCUUGAGGAGUCAUGCACCAAAAUAUCUUAUUUCAAUACAGAAGAAGAAACUGUUGCAAAUGAAAAAGAUGCCUUCAAACUGAAACUUGAAAAGUUUGCUUUGUUGGAGAGUCAGAAUGAAAAGAAAAUUGUGGAAAGGAAUAAGAUGAUUGUGGAUGUCGCUAAAUUAGCCGGAGUUGAAGAUAUAUCUACAGUUGCCUCCCAGAAAGAAGCUGAGGUAGCAAUGAGUGCAGUAACAAAAACAAUAAAAAAUCUGGAACAAGAACGCAGUGAGCUCAAGGCAUUAGCUGACAAAGAAGAGAUACAGAAACAACAGUUAAUUGACGAAAGCCGCGUAGCUCUCUCUCGUCAUAAUCAACAAAUAUCCAGCAAAGAAGCUGAUGUGGUCAAAAAUAAAAGGGAAGUUGUAAAAUUGGAGAAGGAAAUUGUUGCAGCCAAUGAGUCGAAAGUUCGAUUGGAAGCUGCAGAAAAAAAAUACAAAGUGGCAGAAGAGGAAUUGGAAAAAGCUGAGAAGGAAUUAAACACUGAGGAAUGUCAACACCAAAUUAACGAAGAAGAAAAAGUUCUAGAAAAACACGAACAUGAACUGGAUGAGAUCGACAAAAAGAUUGCUAAGUUACAAAAACAGAGUACUAAAUUAAAGGAGCGUGAGGUAAAAGAAGAAAUGCUUAAACAGAAGGAAAAACAGUUUACAUUAUUAAAAAACAAGCAUAGAUCGACACUGACUGAACUCUUAGGAAACAUGCCUGAAAAAGAUUACGCUCUUUCUCUUAACAAACUAGAAGUUGCGUUAAAUUCGGAAGUGAAUACGUUAAAACAAGACCUAAAUGACAAGAAGACUUCUGUAACAAAGCUUGAAGAGGAACGAAAGCAUGUUCGUAGUACGUUAAUGGAACGCAGCAAACAACAAGAGAAAGAUGAAGAAAAGUUGUACGAGGCUUGUGGCACGCAAUCUUAUGAAAACACUCUAGCUAAGAUCAACACAACUGUGGAAAAACUACAAGAUGAUCGUAAUGUUCUACAGUCAUCAAUGUUCGUCAUCAAGAAAUACGAAUCACAACUUAAAUCGAAUAGUUGUUGUCCCUUAUGUAACCGUGGAUUUGAUAGUGAAACUGAGGUUUCAGAUUUAAUAAGCCAACUCAAUACAAAAGUCAUGAAUGUGCCUAGUCAACUAGAGAAAGUAUCUGAACAGCUUCAAAGAGAGUCAGCAAAGAAAGAGGACCUGCUAAGUAUGAAAUCAUUGAAUGAAAAAAUUAAAACCUUCAAGGAAAAUGAGAAACCACAAUUGGAAAAGCGCCUUGUUGAUGUUGAAACGAAAAUCAAUAAACUCACAGAAGAAAUUGAUGGACUAUCAAUGUCUUUAUUAGAACCUGAACAAAAACUGUUAACAGUAAAGCAAAUACAAGGAGACAUGCCUCUAUUAGACAGAUACAACCAAGAAGUUAGAACAUUAACCAAAGAGUUCGAAACAAUCAAAGAACAGUGUUCAGAGGUAGAGUCAGACAUCACUUUGGAUGAAGCUUCCACUCGGCAAGCUGAUCUCAAACAAAAAAUAUCAACAUUAAGAGCAAAAAUCAAGGAAGCUCAGAAAAAACUCAAUGUGCACAAUAAGAAGGUACAAGAUCUAAGUACAAAGAAGAACACACUCAAAGAAGAGUGUCUUAAUCUACAGAAAAAGGUUCAAGAAAUUUACAACCUUCAAGAGACAAAGAAACAGUUGGAAUCAGACAGGGAGAAGUUAAUUGAGGAAAUUAAUGAGUUGAAAGUUGGUAUUGCACCACUCGAAGAGGCUCUUAAAGAGAAAGUGCAGGCCAAAGCAGAGGUUGUAAAAAAUAAUAGGGCUAGUAUAGAAAUAAAAAAUAAUGAAAUUAUGAAAGUAUCGAUCGCGUUCGACAAAGUUAAGUCAAUCAAUCACGAAAUCAAACAACAUAUUGAUAAAAACAUUCCACUUGAGAAAACUAAAAAGGAAGAGGCAAUAAAGGAAUGUGAGGAGAAACUUAAACAAAUACAGAGCGACAGACAGGCGACGUCGAAGAGAAUCGAAUGUUUGAAAGAUGAGAUUAGUAAGGAAAAGAUUUAUAAACGCGAAUUGGACGACACUGUCAGACUAAGAGAAGUACAAAAGAAUAUAGCUGAUUUUAAGAAAGAAGAAGCGGUAAUAAAUGAAAAAUUAAGUACACUUAACAGAGAUGAUCUGAGUGAGAAGGAUUCGUUGCUGGUGAAGCACAGGAAACUUUCCAAUGAGAAAGCUAAAACCGAUGGUAUAUUAGAUGAACUACACGAAAUUUUGAAGAAAUACAAAAUGGAUCUGAAGACUGCUCUUGGUAAAGAUACAGAAAAAAAAUAUAAAGAAAAGUACUAUGAGCUGCAAGUCACAAAAAUGUUAGACAAGGACGUAAAAGACUACUCUGUUGCAUUAGAGAAAUGUCUUAUGGAGUAUCACAAAAAGAAAAUGGAAAGCAUUAACCUUAUCAUAAAGGAACUUUGGAGUAAAAUCUACAGUGGUAACGACAUAGAUUAUAUAGCUAUUAAGGCUGAAGGCAGCAUGAGUAUGGAAUCAGAAAGGAGGAAAUAUGAAUACAGAGUUGUCCAAUGUAAAAAUGGAAUUGAAAUUGACAUGCGGGGAAGGUGCAGUGCAGGUCAGAAAGUUCUAGCUUGUCUCAUAAUAAGACUGGCUCUGGCAGAAACGUUUAGUUCCAGGUUUGGUGUCCUGGCUUUAGAUGAGCCAACAACAAAUUUAGAUCAAGACAACAUUAAAAGUCUAUGUAUGGCUCUCGGUGAAAUCGUACAAGAACGAAUGAUGCAGAAAAACUUCAUGUUCAUUAUAAUUACACACGAUAGAGAAUUUAUUGAGUCACUAGGUCAGAUUGAUAAGGUCACGCAUUUCUUUGAGGUAUCUCGGAAUGAUGAAGGCAAAUCUAGGGUUAAGCGAGUUAAGUUUUGUUAAUAAAUAUUUGUUAUUACUUACGAUAAUAUAAUUAACCAUUCCUUUUUGCCACUCCACUUUAUUGUUCUUGUUAGUUAGUUACGUAGUUGUUAAGAAGGCCACGCCUUAAUUUCUUUUAUACAGUGUAAUCACUUUUUUUAUAAAAAUAAACAUUUUUAUAAUUUUGUAA
Trichoplusia ni (cabbage looper) is the source of this 4227-nucleotide messenger RNA. It is a transcript of the gene rad50, whose product is annotated as DNA repair protein RAD50. The coding region runs from base 144 to 4058 and encodes 1304 amino acids. Gene Ontology annotation, molecular function: ATP hydrolysis activity; double-stranded telomeric DNA binding; G-quadruplex DNA binding. The record is from RefSeq and is a predicted model, not a curated record. Gene Ontology annotation, biological process: chromosome organization involved in meiotic cell cycle; double-strand break repair; telomere maintenance via telomerase. Gene Ontology annotation, cellular component: Mre11 complex; nucleus; condensed nuclear chromosome. NCBI's taxonomy places the organism in Eukaryota, Metazoa, Arthropoda, Insecta, Lepidoptera, Noctuidae. The transcript has 22 exons.